Messenger RNA from Misgurnus anguillicaudatus (oriental weatherfish), 795 nucleotides. RefSeq names its product neuropeptide VF precursor (gene npvf). Lineage: Eukaryota; Metazoa; Chordata; Actinopteri; Cypriniformes; Cobitidae. Gene Ontology annotation, molecular function: signaling receptor binding. The record is from RefSeq and is a predicted model, not a curated record. Gene Ontology annotation, biological process: neuropeptide signaling pathway; negative regulation of gonadotropin secretion.
CAUUGUGGGUAUGUUUAUUAGCACAUGUCUAGAUGUAUAAAAACCCUGUGAUGUGCGAGGACUUUGGUGAAAGAUUGUAAGAUGUCAUACAGCACUCUCUUUUCUUUAGCCUUUGGCAUCCUUAGCAGUCUAAUGCUGAGAGAGGUUACAGCUCUUAAAUGGCCACUUCCAAGUAACAGUGGUCCACAUAGAUUUACAUGGGGAGAGUUUCCAAGGAAUACUCAAGAGAUUCCACGCAGUCUGGAUCUAGAGGACUUUACUCUCAAUGUUGCCCCAACCAGUGGUCGCGUGAGCUCUCCCACCAUCGUCCGACUUCACCCAAUUGUGUCACAAUCUUACAAGUACGCGACCCUGCCGAUGCGCUUCGGUCGGGAUGCGCAGGCGAGCUCAAGUGACCGCGCGCCCAAGUCCAACAUCAUUAACCUGCCACAGCGGUUCGGCCGCUCGUGCACUAUAUGUGCGCGCUCAGGCAUUGGACCCUCAGCAACAUUGCCGCAAAGGUUCGGGAGACGGAACGCAUUUACAAUUGACCUGAACGCACGUACAGCUGAAUUGCCAUCUCCAAAAGACAGAAGUCUACCUCUGCAUAUGGACUUGGAUAAAGAUGGAUUAUUAUCUUUAUUUCUCUCGCAGGACUCAAGUCAACGACUACAUGUUUGAAACAGUAGAAGACUCAGAGGAGACUGUAAAGAGCACAGAAUAUACUGCGUUAGACUAAAACAGCACAGCAGUUUAUCUUCUUUAUUUACUUCCUAUUAUUUUAUGUAUUCGCAUAUGUAUUUGCUUGCUUGUAAA